Molecule: messenger RNA, 2013 nt
Organism: Nilaparvata lugens (brown planthopper)
Lineage: Eukaryota; Metazoa; Arthropoda; Insecta; Hemiptera; Delphacidae
Product: caspase-8
Exons: 7
Coding region: 131-1993 (620 amino acids)
Biological process (GO): apoptotic process; execution phase of apoptosis; proteolysis
Cellular component (GO): cytoplasm
Source: RefSeq, a predicted model, not a curated record
CUUCUUGUCUGUCGUCUGUGUAUUUGCUCUUAUCACAAUAAAUAUAAUCAUACAAAAAGUGGUUUGUUUUCAAUUUUAUUAUAAGUAGCAUGGUGUACUUUAAAAAUGGAAUAAGUUUAACGAUUGUAUUAUGAAACUAGAUUUAUUAGUAAGUACUAAUGCUUUUAAUUAUGGUGAGAUGGAUCCACACAAUGAAAUAAGCAGUACUCAUCUACAAGAUCCAAGUGGAAAACAGAUGGACUACCCUUCACAUGGAGGAAAAUCGCAGGAAAAUUAUUGUUCAAUCCGUUUCAGUCAGGAAAAACUGACAGAAAAUAUCACCUUGGAUGUCAUAGAACUUGUGGAGAAAGACAUGGACUUUAACGAUAUUGUGUCUCUGUUGUUUCUUGUCAGUGAAGAACAACAUUCCAAGUAUAUUUUUCAGCGCAUCGCUCAAUUCAUCAAAAUCAAAUCAGCAAACCUUGAUAGUUUAGAAAGUGUGAACUACAGUCUUCUUUUGGAUUGGUGCUUAUCUAAUCCAAAGAACUGGCGGAUGAAAAUUGUUGAAGCUCUAGGGAUUAUUGAGUGCUUCGAUAUACUCUCAAAACUGGGCUACAAGAAAAUAGAUGUUAUGGAGCACUUCUUACCGGAUGAUACUGAGUUCGCCAUAUGCAUUCCACUACUAAAAAAGAAACUCUACAUUGAGUUAUCAAACUCUCCAAUCUCGGAAAUUUUGUCCCUCUAUGAGUGUCUAGAAAAGGAUGGUGAAAAUUCGAAUGAUAUAUUGUUCCAAGAUUCAUUUAUAAAUAAGAACUACUUUGAGUUUCUGCUCAUUUAUCUGUCAUCGGAAACAUUGGUCAGAUUUGACGAUCAUCCAGACUUGAAGUUUUUCAUAAAUUUACUUGAAAAAGCAAACUUGCUCAAAUUGAAACAUAUAUUUGAAAAUUAUUUAUCGGAACAUGAGAAUUUAAGUGAACAUUGUAAAACAAAUGAAAACUUGAGCGAGUCUUCUCCUGGAUAUAAUAAGCCAUACACUAAAGACUCUUCCAGUAUAGAUGAAAUGGGCAAAGAGGAAUUUGGAAGAUUAGGAAACGCAGAAAGGAUAGCUGUUGCUCAUGACGAUUCUGAAUUGAGCUUUUACAAAAUUGGCAAUCCCGAGGAUCUAGGCAUUUGUCUGAUAAUCAACCAGAAGAAUUUCACAAGAUUAAGAGAGAGAGAUCCUAAAUAUCAGAGAGUUGUAAGCGAGAACUUACUAGUGGACCGACAUGGCACUGAAAGAGACGUUGAGAGGUUGCAGGAAACUUUCAAGCAUUUCAAAGUUUCAGUUAUUGUUGAGAAUGACGUGCCCCACUCGAUGAUUGGCAGUUGUAUAAAAGACACAAUAGAUACCGAUUUCAAGCAACACCAUUCGGUAUUUUUCUUAGUCAUCCUGUCACAUGGAGAUCAAGGUAUUAUCUACGGAGUUGACAGUAUACCAAUUGCUAUAAGUUCGCUUGUUGAUGCGGUGCUAAGGUCAUAUGAUAAACUAAAAAACAUACCCAAAGUCAUUAUUGUUCAAGCCUGUCAAGGAAACUUGCCAAACCCAGUUUUGGAAACUGACGGAGGAAGCUGUGCAGAAACAGUUGCUACUCAACCCAAGUACACUGCGAUUGGUUCUGAAAAGCAGGACAAAAAACAGGAGAAAGUUCGGACCGCCUACCAUGACGAUUUGUUGAUGUGCUUUUCGUCAGUUAGUGGAUAUGAAUCUUACCGUCAUACCAGAGAAGGUUCGAAAUACAUUCAAAUUCUAUGCGAUAAUUUGAUGAAAUAUGGACACAACGAUGACUUUCUGAGCAUAUGCACACGAGUCAAUAAUGAUCUCAAGAAGCUGUAUGUUCCUAUCAAAAUUGAUGAUAAUGUACUAUUGCCAUCAACACAGGUGUCAGAAACAAGCUCGUGUCUACAUAAGAAACUGUUUUUAGUACAACCAUGGAGAUCCAAUGUUCCAACGUAUACUAACAGACCAAUAAGUUGAAAUAAAUUUCUAAAAAUUGA